Molecule: messenger RNA, 540 nt
Organism: Schistocerca nitens (vagrant locust)
Lineage: Eukaryota; Metazoa; Arthropoda; Insecta; Orthoptera; Acrididae
Exons: 1
Coding region: 1-540 (179 amino acids)
Source: RefSeq, a predicted model, not a curated record
AUGGGGAAAAGAUUUGAAAGCAACAAAUACGCCGUUCCAAAAGACAAAGAGCUACUACCAGCAAUGGAGAUUCCUUAUGUAAUUAUUGCAGAUGAAACCUUCCCUCUUAAAACCUAUUUGAUGCGUCCAUACAGCAAAGCAGCCAUUACAAGUGACGAAGAGAAGGUAUACAACUACCGUCAUGCAAGAGCUCGACGGACUGUAGAAAAUGCGUUCGGAAUUCUAGCCGGGCGCUGGAGAAUAUUUCUGAAGCCUAUUGAAACCAAACCAGAAACUGCCGAUCUAAUAGUUCUAGCUUCCACCUGUCUACACAACAUGCUUCGGAAUACAUCAACAAAUAUUUCCCCUUUCGAGGAACAAAUCAGAAUGGAAAGUGAACACAUUCAUGGUGUAGCCAACCUCGAACCCAUUCGUAGAAAUUUCGUGAGAGAAGCGGCCAUCACCAGAGAUAAGUUCAAAAAGUACUUCGUUUCUGAUUAUGGUUCAGCAAGUUGUCCUUGGCAAUGGCACUCCAUUAGAAAGGGUAGAGUUGCUCCAUGA